ACCACCACCACCGCCACCACCACCACCACCACCACCACCGGCACCACCACCGGCACCGCAACCACAACCACCACUAGGUUAACUAGGCAACAGGGUAAAUGUAAUGGAGCAGAGAACUGGAAGAGGAAUCGAGAACAUAGCGAUCAAGAUGAGGAAGCUAUCAAGACUGAAAGCUCAGAUAAGGAUGACGAGAAGGACGAGGAAGAGGAGGAGCCUGUUCUCACGAGUCCAACGAAACGAGAUCCUGCGUCGAACAAGAUCCGACUUGCUUCUGCCUCUAUGAUAAGCGAGAAUGUAUCAGAGGUGUUGGACGAUGUAAUCAAGUUGCACUUACGACGUAGUUCGAGAUCGAAGCACCAUAAGAACAAGACGAAGCAUCGCAAGGACAAACGGAAAAAACGGCGACAUUCGAAGAACGGCAUUCAAGAUAGUGCUUCUAUUGGACUAGACAGAUUUGAAUGUAUCAGCGGGAAUGCACCAGAUCUGCGAAACAGUUUGGCAGCGAACAGAGAUUCGAGUAAUCACGAGAUUACCGUAAUCAGUGAAUUAGAUCCUAAAUUAACCGUAGAUGUAGAAAGCUUGAGAAUCGAUACAAAAGACGUUAAACCCCCUACCACCAAGACUGAUCACAUAGAUAGCAUUAGAAUUCGAAACGAUAAUGUAAAUAGUACAACCAACAGCGAGACCAGGUGCGAGGGAAACGUAAUUGGUGUACCUGGCGAUUCGACUAGGGAUACAUUAGAGAAUAAUAUUAUUACUAAGCUGCAUUUCGCCGAUACAACUACGUCUCUUCCAAAGCAUGCAUACAACACUGAGGAUUUGAACAAGGACGUAAAAUAUUUCCUGCAUCCCAGUACCGACGAAACAGUCGAGACACAUGCUGCUGACGCAGAGCGUCCUGAGAAGGAACACGAGGCCAAAUUGACGCGUUGCGCGGAAUCGCACGAAUACAAGGACGUAACGUUACGCGAUGCGUCCAACAACUGCGAAGAUGCGGAGAAUCGCAAAUUGAAAAGAAGACGGAAACGUCCGCGUCACGAUGUGCAAAUCCAAGAGAAGGAUCUCUCCGAAAAUAAUGCUUUAGACGAGGUGACGGUGCAGUUUAAACACCGACGAAAAAAGCACAAACAUACGAACGAGCACAAAAGCAAAAAACAUCACGAUGUACGAAAGGCGCCGCAAGAUGGCAUCGUCAAACAGGAGGAGGCACGAAACGCGUGUCCACCGGAGGCGGCCGAGCUACUAUCUUCGACGGCUCCAGAAAGAUAUGGAAGGAUCGAGGGCGUCGAGGACGCAGAAAAUGCCCCGAGUCACAGCCCCGAAGGUAUCGAUAGCACAGACGACGUCGCGUCCGAGCCACAAAGACUCGCGAUCAAGAUCAAGCUUUGCCAGGAAUGCAACAGUCGUCAUUUGCAGGACGCGUGUCCUUUGACGACAUCACAGUACGCGAUAGCCGAUACCAUCUCUUACGAUAAGUGGUUGAGCAGACAUAAGGAGAAUUUGGAGAUAAUGAAAGCCAUCGCAUCGGAGGAUCCAAUGUCGGAGGGUUAUGGCAGAUUGGCGUACGACGGCUUCGAGUCAGAUGAAGAAUCUCCAACGUCCAACGAACAAUGCAAGGCAAAACCGAAGAUGCAGAGGGAGGAGAAACAGUUGGUAGUAGAGAUGGAUCGACCGCUGUACGCGAGAGAUUCUCUGCCGGAUUGCCUUGAAUUGAAAAUCGCUAAUACCGAUCACGGUCUCGGCAUCUAUGCCAAGAACCCGGUUCCAAUGUACGCCAAGUUUGGUCCGCUUCGCGGCAUACCGGUUAGAGAAAUGGACAUUCCGGAUGAUUUCUCUAUGCGCCAUAUUUGGGAGAUAGAUAAUAAUGGAAAGAGUACAUAUAUCAGUACUACGGAUCCACUAAAAAGCAAUUGGAUUCGAUACAUUAGACCAGCUGAAACGAAAGAGAAGAGAAGCCUCGCGGUGAUCGCUAAGCAUAGCCAAUUAUAUUUUGUUACAACUCAGAAUAUCACAUUGGGAAUGGAGCUGACUUACUGGGUAGAGUCGCAAUCUUCCACGUGGACGAGAAAGAAUAAAAUCAAUAAAACUAAUUGUGGAGGAUGCAAUCUUAUUUUCGCACAUUCGAUAUAUUAUCGAUUGCAUUGCUGCAUCUUUCAUGACAUGAAUUAUAGUUUAACGAUAAGAAAAUAUCAUUGCAAGGUUUGUGGUGCUACAGUGCUCGGCAAGGAUAAUAUUAUGAAACACGCAGCAGAGUUGCACGAGGGUCGCGGCGCAUACCAAUGUCAAUAUUGUAAAAAGUUUUUCUUAAGGCUGAAUUACUUAGAAAUGCACCGAACUUACGGAUGCUCACAGAAUCCGCAUCGGGCGCGGCCAUUAUGCGAUUUCUGCGGCCGCAAAUUUUGCCAGCCACAAAAACUGAAAGUACACAUCAAGAGGAUGCACAGCGAUAUGGCCGAAGUGCUUAGGGAAUUUCAAUGUAAAUUGUGCUUGAAACUUUUGGGUUCUCGAGCAGCUCUACAGCGGCAUAUGAAAGAAGUACAUCACAAAGAUGUUAUUGCUGCGGCCACCUGCGAUCGAUGUGGAAAAAUGUUUCAGAACAAAAGCAAUUUGAAAAUACAUAUGUUAACUCAUAGCGGUGUGAAACCAUUUAGGUGUAAAGAGAAUGGCUGUAAGGCAGCUUUCACUACGAAACAAUGUCUACAAUUCCAUUACAAGAAGGUACACGGCCUUACAGAGGCGAUGAUGCCGAAAAUCGAGAGGUCCGUGGCGUACACCUUUGACGCAUACAGCGGUGGCCUUGUUGAGGACAUGCCUUGUGGAAGGAUCAUUCAUUCCAGCAGAAGAAAUUCACAACAGGACAAUAGCAACAGUUUACCAUCUCUGGAUGACUGCAGCUCGGAGAGCAGUUUGAAAGUCGAGGCAUCGGCACCGGUAUCGGUACCAGUACCGGUAUCAGUACCUGCACCAAUACUAGCACCGGUACCAGCACCGCUAUCAGCACCGGUACUAGCAUCGGUACCAGCACCAAUAUCGAUAUCGUCACCAGUAUCGUCAACAUCAGAUAACUCGACAACCUCAUCAGCACCGAUAUCGAUAUCAAUCUCGGUAUCGGUGUUGGCUUCGGCAUCAACAGCGACAGCGACAGCAGCAGCAGCAGCAGCAGCAGUAAUGACAAGUUCUACUCACAACGUCAUUGUGGAUUCAUUACAAAGUGAGGCAAAUUCUACUGCAAAGUAUAAGACGGAACAUCAAGAGUCUUGUGUUCCGGUUACGCAAACUACUGCAUCCUUGUCCAGUGGACUUGCAACGAUGGAAAAUGAGCAAACAGAAGUUGAUCUAUACGACACAUCGAGGACGUUGAGCAAGGGCAGCAAAAAGUGGCUAACUGAAUUCAAUCCGCCGCCUGCGUCCGACAUCGCUGUUCAUUUACCGGCUGUCUCGGCGCCAUCUUCUGACAUUUAUGAUUUUGAAGAUGGUAGAAAGGAUGGUGGUAGCGAGAAAGCGGUUUCACGUGUCAGUGCGACAGCGUCAAAUUUAUUAGAAAGCAACAAAUUGCGAUUAAACAUAUACCGUAGCAGGACGGAAAGCGCGAAUGCGAGUUUGCUAGUUGAGGCGGCUCUGGAUGCCGCCGAGAGGGACAUAGGAACAGUAUCCAGUCCGAUCUUGGAGGACAAUGAUCGCGAAACCAACCUCUACUCUAUUUCGAACCAGCUACAGUCACCGAUACCGCAGUCGCGAUCGCCGAAUCAUCUAGAUUCAUAUAUCGUACAGCAAGAAGAGCAACUAAUGUCGCCCGCACCAACUCCGGAUGACCGGCAUACUCCUCCUAGCCACUUACACGUAGAUUAUCAUCUGCAUCGACCGGUCGACUACAUCAACACUUCGCGAACGCACAAUAUCGAACAGUAUCUCCAUCAUGAGGAGAUGCCACGCGUCUCUUCACCGAAUUACAUACACAUGCAGCAAGAAGACUUGGUGUCGCCGUCAACUACGCCGAAUCACCGCUACCAGGACGUGCAUCAUCAUCAGGUGCCAACGGAUAAUCUCUCGAGCGACGAGGGUGACUCGGUGGCGCAGAAUCUUAGCUUGUCUGUGAAGGAGAAGGCAUUGCAGCUGGAUCUUUCGACGUCGUACAAGUACGACUCGCUCGAACAAGAUUUCACCCGGGAGAGAACCAAUUUUGAGCCAAUGGUGCUUAAUAGUGGUGAACUUCAAGGUUUAGACAUGUCGGCUCGGGGUUUUCACCACAGUUUUGGCACUCAAAUGCAAAAUACCCGCUAUCAUCAUCAUCAUUUGUAUGACAUCGGUGAACGACAAAGCGUGGACCUCAGCAGAACGGGCAGUUACUCUAUGUCCCCACCCCCACCACCGCCACCUUAUCCGCAUAACGAGGUCGUGCGAGUGGUCAGCUUGGAUCUCACUCCUGGUGGCAGACACAGUGUCGAUCUAAGUCUUUCCAGAUCGCAUCAUCUGCACGGAUCUGGUACUCGUGUCAUUACCAGUUCACAACCCGUUGGCUCGACUACGACACACGUGGUACCUGACGUCGGCGAAGGUCGAAUGCUAUCUCCACCUCCACCUCCUUUAUCAGGAUACAAUCCUAGUUAUCCCGUGAGUCCGGCCCCGUAUCAUCCUCCGAGAUCCGGAUAUCAUCAUUAUCCCGGUUAUUAUUGAUUGUCACUGACGAAUGUCGUGGCGGUUUAUAGUCAACAUCUUCUCAGCAACUUUUAUUAUAGAUACCUUUGGCUCCUUUUACAAUUAUUUUUAUACCAAAUGAUUUUAUUUUGUGAUUGCUAAUUAUUUAACUGUGCAUGGUUUUUACAUCGCGACACGCUCGCAUCGCAGGCGGGAACUGCCAUUUUCAUACAUUAUAAAGAGUAACUCAAAGUUAUGUCUUAAUUUCGUAAUCAAUUUAAUAUCUAAAUCGGUGAUGAUGAACAUUUUGACACACGCGCGCGCGCGCGCGCGAUUAAAAAGUUAACAAACGAAAAAACUUUCGACUUAAGAAAAUAAUAAAAAAAGAAUUCACUAAUAUCGUAUGACAGACAGUCGUAAUAUCGUCAUUUAACGCGACAAAAGUGUACUCGGUAGUCUUGGUACAUCCAGGACACGCACAGAACAGAUAUUAUUUUUUUAAAAAAAGUCAAGUAGCACGAGAUUUUACGAAGAAAAAAUCUAUUCCAGCAUGACGGAGUAUCGAUAGAGGGAAGUUCGUUUAUCCGUAAUUAUAUAGCUGUUAAAUUAUUUAUCGUUUACCCUUCUCCGAUAAGCUGUGUAUGCAGAACAUGUAUGUGUGAGUAUAUCGUUUAUAGAGUAAUCGUUGAAGAAAGAAGAA
This is a messenger RNA of Mycetomoellerius zeteki, 5335 nucleotides long. RefSeq lists its product as uncharacterized. The transcript is spliced from 8 exons. Lineage: Eukaryota; Metazoa; Arthropoda; Insecta; Hymenoptera; Formicidae. The annotation marks the transcript as partial. The record is from RefSeq and is a predicted model, not a curated record. Gene Ontology annotation, biological process: regulation of gene expression. Gene Ontology annotation, cellular component: nucleus. Gene Ontology annotation, molecular function: protein binding.